AAUUGAGACCCAGGACAUGAAAACUGACAGUUGAUUGUUUGAGGGGUACAAGUAAAGAAUAGAAUAGUUGUUUAAAUAUUGAAAUAAUUCUAUAGGAUACUGACACUUAUUUCAUUGUAUGUUUUUGGAGUUUUUCACAAAAAGUGUAAAGAAAUCUCAGCUAGAUACCAAAUAUUGACUGUCAUGAUCAUUACUCGCUUUCUAUCAGUCUAAAAAGUUUCAGGAAAAACCAAGGAUUAAAGUGCUGAAGGAGAGAAAGAAAAAUGGCUUCUGUUUCGGUAUCUUUUUGUUUACUGGUGACAUUUUUGUUUUGUGUGCAAUGCCAAGAUCUUUCUUACAAUCUUCUAGAGGAACAAAAUAAGGACACGUUUAUUGGAGAUGUAAAAACUGAUGCCAAUCUCAGUAUUCCUACAAACGAUGCCAGUGAUGUGACAUUUAGUUUUAUCAAAACGGAUAACAAGUAUGAGGACUUAUUCCAUAUCAACGAGAGACAAAGUUCUUUGUACACAGCCCAGAAACUUGAUCGUGAGACCAUCUGUCCAUACCAGGCAGUCUGCAUCCUUGGGUUAGAAGUCAUAGCUAAAGGUACGAAAGUUAGUUUUUAUCAGAAAAUCAAAGUUUCGGUUCAUCUUAUCGAUGUAAAUGAUCACAGUCCUACAUUUUCAGUAUCAAGUAUCAGUAGUGAUAUUUCAGAAGGGGCUCUUGUCGGUACAUCCAUUCACAUCUCUGAUCAGGGUGCCGAGGACCAAGAUUACGGCAUAUUGGGUGUACAGACCUACCGAAUUGAAGAUCCUACUGGAACCUCACCAUUCAAAGUGAACUUCACAAAGAACGUUGAUGGCACGACAAAUGUCAAACUGAUUUUAAUCAAAUCUCUAAAUAGAGAGGACAAAAGUUUUUAUAAUUUAAGAAUAAUUGCUGAAGAUGGAGGAACACCGAAAAAGUUUGGUUCAAUACAAGUGACAAUCACUGUUACAGAUAUCAAUGAUAACUCACCGACAUUUUCACAAACUAUGUACAACGUAACUAUUAACGAAGAUCAUCAAGUUAACUCUUCAUUUCUUAACGUUUCGGCUUCAGACUCAGAUUUGGGAGUCAAUGGUGAAGUGUUUUACGAACUUAGUCCAAGACAAGAGAAGAAAAAUUUGGAACUAUUUGAUAUUGAUCAAAAUACUGGAAAUUUAAAAGUUGUGGCUUCUUUAAUUUAUGAGUCAAAGGAAUAUUAUACUAUUGUUGUAGAAGCAAUUGAUAGAGGUCAGCAAGCAAGAAAAACACAAGUUAAUGUGUACCUCCACGUUAAUGAUGUUCAUAAUAAUCCACCACAAAUAAACAUAAAUCUCCUGUCAAACGCAGACUUUGCCGAAAUUUCUGAGGAUGCCAAUCUUGACACGGCUGUCGCUCACAUUACAGUAUUUGACCCUGAUAAUGGCUUGAACGGAAUAGUAGAAUGUUCUUCAUCUAGUGACGUGUUUAAACUACAAAGAUUUGAUGUACACGAAUAUAAAGUGGUUAUCAAAAGUCCUCUAAACAGGGAGACUAAGCCAGAACAUCAAGUUUUAGUAAGCUGUCAUGACAAAGGUGUGCAAGCUAUGACUUCGACAGCAGAAUUUAUAGUCAAAGUCUUAGAUGAAAAUGACAACAUACCAAAGUUCACCCAGGAUACUUAUACAGUAAGCAUACAAGAAAAUAACAAUAGAGGAACAACACUUUUGAAAGUGUCUGCCAACGACUUCGACUCUGGUAAAAAUGCUGAACUGACAUACAGUAUGUCAUCUGUGGCUAGGUACGAAUUUCAUAUUGACUCAUUGAGUGGUCAGAUAUCGGUCUUGUCAAUUCUUGACCGCGAAUCAACAGAGAAACUUACUUUCACAGUUUUUGCUACAGAUGCUGGAUCUCCCAAUUUAACCGGAAGUGCUGAAGUUGUUGUCACAGUUUCGGAUGAUAAUGAUCAAGCUCCACAAUUCAUCGAAGCACACCCCGUCUUUUCCGUCCCUGAAAAUUACGCAGCUUAUACUUCUAUUGGAAUUAUACAAGCUACGGAUGGUGACGAAGGUGAAAACAAAAGACUGACUUUCAAACUAGUCCCGAAUUAUUCUGUACCGUUUAUAGUUCAACCCAAUGGUACUAUUCAGACAACAGAACCAUUGGACAGAGAAAAUACAAGCACUUUCCAUUUUCAAAUAAUGGUAGAAGAUCACGGUAAAGUACCAAAAAGUAAUAUUACUGAUAUUACAGUUAAUGUUCUUGAUACAAAUGACAAUAAACCAUUAUUCAAAUUCCCAAACGGAAAUAAUAAUACAGUCAGCAUAUCAUACCAAACACAGCAACACACAGUCAUUGCAACCGUCUCAACAACUGAUGCCGACGACGACACCAAUGCACGUGUUACUUACUUUUUCAAAGAGAAAACAUAUUCAGGUAUGUUUCAACUAAACAGUCUGUCUGGUCGUAUAACUAUCGUCAGACAAUUAUCAGUGCACGAGGCUGGACGGUAUACCAUAACUAUAACAGCACAAGACGCCGGAACACCUCCAAUGAUCGCCGAACAAGUCAUAAACUUUGUAAUUACUACUCAGGAAUUAGGUGGACUUACCGCUAAUGACGACACUGAAGACGGCCGACAGUAUUUCCUAAUAGUAAUUGCAAUAUCUUGUGUCACUGUUGUAAUUGCGGUCGUAAUAAUUUUGACAAUUUGUCUGAUCAAACGAGCAGACCGACUCCGUCAGAAAUUCUUAGAUUCACAUAAGGACGAUACAGAUGGAGAUAGAGACACAAAGAAAAAAGUCAGUUUUUCCAACACUAUGAACAAUUUUGACCAGAUACCAAACAGUUCAGUAGACGGUGAUGACAAUGGACGCUUGUAUCCAGAACUUACCAGGAACACAUUGCCAAUUGAGUCGUCACUGAGUUUGUAUCCAGCAAUAGAUCUCCAUGGUAACCAGUUAAUUGAUAGAAACAAGAACCAGUUAUCAUCUCUACAGCUUCAGCAACAGCUACUGGAAACACAACACAAGAAUAGGAAACCUAUCAAUAUACUGUCAAAAGCAAAUUUAAAGAAAGUUGAUGGUGACGAUAACAGCGACUUGUCAGCAGAAGUAACUACCAGUGACAGUGGACGGGGAACCAGUGAACAUGAGGAUCUCAAUACCAGUACUGUGCUAUCUUAUUCCACGGAUUUCGAACAAUUGAAGCAAAAUCAACACAGAAAUUUCUCGCCAUUUUACCAAUCCAGCCCACGUGGUCGAGAACAGGCCAUCUGCACAACAACGAACUGUUCAAAUUUUUACCAACAACCAAAUUUCAAAAAUCUGACUAUGUCGUCUGACAACUUUUUUAAUUAUGAAAAUAGUGCAAAAGGAAUAUAUCCGAAAGGAAUUUCUCGGAAUACUUCUAUGACUAGUGGUCACGACGACAGUACUACGACAUCUGGAAGUUACGUCAUAGAUGACGAUGAUGAAUAUGUAGAUAUGGUUCGGCCUAGUAGACAAUGCAUUGUAUGAUAAAGUCCUUGGCGGGAGGAAACGAAGUACCAGCUUCAGAUGCCUCCGAACUAAUAGUGCUAUAACCAAAAUAUAAUACGUCGACGUCAUGAAUGGAAACGAGACUGUUUCAACUUUUAGUCGAGAUAAAACUGAAGAAAGCUGAUUUUUAAUCAGAAAGACAAAGGAUGGAACAGCUGAAGAAACAGAUCAUGUUUAAAGCUUUGUAUAAAACUUGUCGAACGUGGAUUGAAAAGACAUUUUUUAUUUGUGAAAAUUUUUGUGCCAAAUAUGUUAGUGCAAUAUGAAAUAAUAUAUGUGUUCUUAAUCGAAAUAUAUCAUAAUAGUCCCAAAUGAAUAUUGGUUUAUUUAUAUAUAUAUAUAU
This is a messenger RNA of Mytilus trossulus (common blue mussel), 3864 nucleotides long. RefSeq names its product protocadherin-11 X-linked-like. Gene Ontology annotation, biological process: homophilic cell-cell adhesion. NCBI's taxonomy places the organism in Eukaryota, Metazoa, Mollusca, Bivalvia, Mytilida, Mytilidae. The coding region runs from base 264 to 3500 and encodes 1078 amino acids. Gene Ontology annotation, cellular component: plasma membrane. Gene Ontology annotation, molecular function: calcium ion binding. The record is from RefSeq and is a predicted model, not a curated record. The transcript is spliced from 7 exons.